Astyanax mexicanus (Mexican tetra) is the source of this 3595-nucleotide messenger RNA. RefSeq lists its product as uncharacterized. The record is from RefSeq and is a predicted model, not a curated record. Lineage: Eukaryota; Metazoa; Chordata; Actinopteri; Characiformes; Acestrorhamphidae. The transcript is spliced from 7 exons. Bases 125 to 1741 code for a protein of 538 amino acids.
CCGGAUUUGUCGACUGCAUGACUUACAGUUUCUCCUGAUUCACCUGAGCUGUGGAUCUCUGCAGCUCCUCCAGAGUGACCAUGGGCCUCUUGGCUCAACUUGCUGGAUCUGUCAGUUUGGGUGGAUGGUUGGUUCAUGUCUUGGUCCAGUGGGCUGCUUUGAUGUGACUGGCUAUCCAGGAGGCAGUGUACUGAUGUACUGUGAAGACAAACAGUAUGGACUGUCUGAUAAAUACUUUUGCAAGGUGAUGCCAAACAAGUGUAUCAAUGUACAAACACAGAACACAUGGGUUCAUGAAGGCCGAUUCUCUUUAUAUGACUCUGGACAUCUCACAGUGAUCUACAGAGAUCUGAGUGUAGGAGAUGCUGGAAUAUAUCGGUGUGGAGAGACUGGAGUGUGGAACAACACUGUGAAACUGAGAGUGGAAACAGAUCCAUGUUGUUUGAGGUCGAAGACCAUUACUGGUCGUCUAGGAGAGACAAUCACCAUCGACUGUUCCUAUCCAGAGGAGUUUGAGGGAGAUAUCAAGUACUUCUACAAGCAGAUCGGUCAACAUUUUCCUGUCAUGAUCAGCACCUUUCAGACUGAGAGAGACAGAUUCUCCAUCUCUGAGUACAGAAGAUCUAGAGUUUUCAGUGUGAGAAUCAGUGAUGUGAGAGAAGAUGAUGUAGGAGUUUAUUACUGUGGAGCUGGGAUUCGAGAGCGGUCAUUCAGCUAUUACACCCUCUUCACCAAAAAUCAUCUUAUUACUGCAUCUCUGAAGAAGAACCGUCCAUUAAGGACUCCAUUAAGUUAUUACCCAAAACCUCCUCUUUCUAUAUUUUAUAUUUAUGUUAUAUGUGUACAGGCAGAACUUCAGAGCUUUAAACUCCAUACCUGGUUACUGGUUCAAAUUCAUCAUGCUCUGCUUUUUCUAGCUCCAGGUUUCGCUAUCAUCACCAUCAUUAUCAUCAUCACUGUGAGUAUCUGUGUGGUUCUGCUGCUGACUGGAGGAUUAACACUGAUCUUCUACAAACUGAGAUGCUCCAAGACUCAAGAUUCACCCAUCACCAAUAGACGAUCACGAAAAAAUGAUAUAAUUCAUGAAAAUGAUCCAGCAGAAUAUCAGAACAUCAGGAUGGGUCAAGACUACCAGAACAUUGGAACCAACUCCAAACAGGCAGAUUCCAUUUAUCAGAGUCUAAAUCCCAACACCAACCAAUCAGAUUCAGUCUACCAGAGCCUAAACCCCAACACCACCCAAACAGAUUCAGUCUACCAGAGUCUAAACCCCAACACCAUUCAAUCAGAUUCAGUCUACUGGACUCUAAACCCCAACACCAACCAAUCAGAUUCAGUCUUCCAGAGCCUAAACCCCAACACCAUCCAAUCAAAUUCAGUCUACCAGAGCCUAAACCCCAACACCAUCCAAUCGAAUUCAGUCUACCAGAGCCUAAACCCCAACACCAUCCAAUCAAAUUCAGUCUACCAGAGUCUAAACCCCAACACCACCCAAUCAGAUUCAGUCUUCCAGAGCCUAAACCCCAACACCAUCCAAUCAAAUUCAGUCUACCAGAGCCUAAACCCCAACACCAUCCAAUCAGAUUCAGUCUACUGGACUCUAAACCCCAACACCACCCAAUCAGAUCCGGUCUUCCAGAGCCUAAACCCCAACACCAUCCAAUCAAAUUCAGUCUACCAGAGCCUAAACCCAAACACCAUCCAAUCAGAUUCAGUCUUCAAGAGCCAGAACCCCAACUGAGUUGUUAUUGCGCUUGUCUUUAGAUUAGAGUUGAUUGCUAGCUUCUGUUGUUUUUUUAUUUCUGCAUUAAUUAACACCAUUAAAAUGAGGUGUGGUCAGGUAAAUUUCUGGAGUAUUGCUAUCUUGUUAACAGAAAAUACAGAGGCUCCAUUGACUGUUGUUGCUAUAAUAACAACGGGAAAAGCACACCUUGCGCGGAUCAAAACUCAAGCCCAGUUCCCGUAAAUAAGCUGCCGAACAAUCAGCUCAGUUUCCUCUGCUGAGAAGCAUUGGACACGUCCAGGUAGCUGUGCCGUUAAAAUAGCAAUCCAUCAAAGUCAGAGCGCAGUUGACAUGCUCGUUGAUUUAUUUCAUGUUACGCCUGAAAUUUAGCACAAACAUGAUUAAAAAUACCUUCAGCAUCAUCGUCCAUACUGACUUCCUUUCAGUAAGAGUCAGUCAGAUCUGGAGAUCAAAAACUGCAAACUCCAGACUGUAAUUAGACUAAUUAUUACUGAAUAUUUUGAUUCUAAUAUGAAUAAUUAUUACUCCUCACAUGUAGAUAUAAGCGGAAAGCUUGGCUGAUACCUUGACAUCACAAAAAUACCGAAUGAGGGUUUGACCUUUGAAAGUUUUUUUGCAGAAUUGUUUUUAUUUAGAAUUUCCUUUUAGAGUUUUCCAACAUAAAUACAGUGUUUUAGUUCAUGCCACAGCAUAUUUAAGUUCUAAGGACUAGGCCACUUUUACUUUUACUUCAAAAACUCAUAAUUUAAGGACUUUGAAAUUGGAUACCAAGCUAAAAUACUUCAGAAACAUCUAAAGAGAUUUAAGGGUUACCACUUAAGGUGUUCUGAGGAACUGAAACAGUUAAGUGAAGAGGAAUGGUCCAAAAUUCCUCCUGACUGUUCUGCAGGUCUGAUCUGCAGCUACAGGAAAAGUAUGAGGUUUUUGCUGCUAAAGGAGAAUCAACCAGUUAAUACAUCCAAAGGUUCACAUACUUUUAUCCACUCACUGGAUGUUAAUAUGUUGUCUUCAAUAAAACCAUGCAAACAUAUAUUUUUUGUGUGGUAUUACUUUAAGCAGAUUGUGUUUGUCAAUAGUUGUGACCUAGAUGAAGAUCAAAACAUAUUUAAUGAUUAAUUUGUGCAGAAAUCAAAGUAAUUCCAAAAGGCUUCACAUACUUUUUCUUGCAACUGUAGUUAGUAUUUCAACGUGCUUCGGUGUAACUCAGUGCAGAAAGAUAACUGAGUUAAAAAAGUCCGUCUUAAUUUAAACAGUCAGGGACUUUCAACAUGUGUAAAAAUAUAGUCAGCAAUGACCUGACAGAAAAUAUUACACAAUAUUGUGUGUUUAAUCUGAUUUUUGAUCAAUGAUGCUGGAGGGAGGAGCCAAGUUUUGACACUUUAGACUCUUCCAGAGAAACCAGCAAAGAAACCAACCAAACCAGACAGAAGAGACGACGGAGACACACACACUUAUACACACUUUAGGAAGAUCUGACUGAACUCUGAUAGAUAAGAUAGUGGAGUGGACUCUCAGUUUAAUUCAGGAUGAAGAUCCUCCUCGUCUUCACCCUCUACCUGAUCUCAGGUCCAGUGGGCUGCUUUGAUAUGAUUGGCUAUGCAGGAGGCAUGGUUACAAUCUAUUGUCAUCAUAAACAGUACAAAGGAUCUAAAACAUAUUUUUGUAAAGAGAAAACAGAGCAGUGCAUUUAUGUAAAAACACAGAACUCAUGAAUUCAUAAAGACAGAUUUUCUCUUCUGGAAUAUCCGGGAAGUCUUGAAGUGUUCUACAGAGAUCUGAGUUUAGAAGAUGCUGGAUUAUAUCAGUGUGGAGAGGCUGGAAGGUGGAGCCACACUGUGAAUCUGAGAGUGA